Messenger RNA from Didymella exigua CBS 183.55, 2854 nucleotides. RefSeq names its product cora-domain-containing protein. Gene Ontology annotation, cellular component: plasma membrane. Gene Ontology annotation, biological process: magnesium ion transmembrane transport; intracellular magnesium ion homeostasis. Lineage: Eukaryota; Fungi; Ascomycota; Dothideomycetes; Pleosporales; Didymellaceae. Gene Ontology annotation, molecular function: magnesium ion transmembrane transporter activity. The transcript is spliced from 2 exons. Bases 136 to 2604 code for a protein of 822 amino acids. The record is from RefSeq and is a predicted model, not a curated record.
CCCGUUCCAAAAUCUUUGUCUUCCUCACCACCUGGCGCUGCCAUCCGCACAUACUGGACAUUGGGAUCCGACGGCGACGGCGAAGAACACUUCCAGGCUUCUCUUCAGUCUCGUUCCUCCCCAUCCUCGUCCACAAUGGCGCCGGGCGAGCCAUCGCGUCCGUCAGGGCCCACGCCACUGAUCGACGUGUCUGGCAACGGGCAAGACUCGCAGCAGCCAGGCGCGGGCGCGGGCGCGGGCGCGUCCUCUGCAGUCGGCAAGAAGAAGAAGCACCGAGGCGGCAAGAAGAGACGCAACCGCCGCCAGUCGUUCGCUGCGACUGCGGACAUGGGCCACGCUGACAGCAACGACGAGCGCCCGACACUCGAAGACAUUGCCGGCCAUGGCAACUCGCGCGGCAGCACCAGCUUCUACGGCCUGUCGCGCAACCUCAGCAACACGAGUCUCGAGAGCGAGGCGCUGCUGGACCACCGCGACCACCAGUCUGCGCGAACCCGCCGGCAGAGUAUUCCCGCUGCGGCCAUGUUUGCGCCGCGCGCCAGCCAGCCCUUCACCAACUCGCCCGCCCGCCUCAAUGUCCCCUCGGCGUACGGCAAGGCGCGGCUCUCAGGCACGCUUGGAGGCAGCCAAAGCGACGACGAUGCGGACGACCGAACGCCCCUGAUGAUGGGCUCGCCGCGAGACGCCCGGAAGGGCAACAGCUACGGCACAAGCGCUGGCGGCAUUGUCCCCAAGAAGCGGCGACCCAGCACCGGCAGCGGCAAGCAGCGCCCUUCUAUUUUCGGCCACCACUCGCAGACCAACAUCAACGAAGGCUACGACGUCAACAACCCGCCUUCCGUGCCUGCCAGUCCUGUCUUCGAGGCUAAUCUGGGGCUCGAUGACGUUGCGCUUCCCAUUGACUUGGAGCACUCGUCCGAAGGAAGGUCGCGGGACGCCCUCAUCGACAUUGACGGAUCUUGUGGAGACUCAGGCUCUCAAUCUCCCAAGCCGGGCGACUUUCACCGCCGCAUGACCCAGUCUUUUGCCGCCGACGACGAUGUCUGCUUCCCACAUGAGGGCAUGUCUGAGAUAGGCCAGCAAGACUACCUGAACGACCCCACAGGAGAGCCCACAAGUCGCCGCCGCCGCCGCCGCUGGCCGGACCUGGACGUGCUGGCAUCAUGGUCGCACGAAGAAAAGGAGCAGCGCACUAUGGAGGGCAUCCGUCUGCGUAAAGUCAGCGAGCCCUUGAUGGUCGACGGCCGACUGCGUCCGCGCCAGCGCCAGUGGCAUCGCGAGGCCGACGAUGCUCCGUUCCGCUUCACCUACUUUAACGAAACCUUCGACAACACCAUUCACAGUCAGACCAUCAGUGAACUCCUGCAACCUGGCCAGUCUUUCAGACAUCUCUUCAUCCCGGAGCCUGUUGAGCUCGAGGACAGCAGCGACGACGACUCGGACGUGGAGGACAUGAUACGCACGACCGCGAAUGGCAACUCGAGAACCCCCACACGAUCGCCCUCGAACACGCACGACAAGGUUUCGUCUGGUGAGCAGACCCGUACAAGCACACCUCGGCCUCAAGCAGAAUCAAAGGCCAAAGAUGACAACAAGGAGAAGCGCUAUGGUCCCAGACCGGCCUGGUGGCUCGACGUAAUGUCGCCCACCGAGACUGAGAUGAAGGUCAUCUCGAAGACGUUCGGCAUCCACCCAUUGACGUCCGAAGACAUUCUUAUGCAGGAGCAGCGUGAGAAGGUGGAGCUCUUCAAGCAUUACUACUUCAUCAACUACCGUACCUUCGAACAAGACCAGAACAGUGAGGACUACCUGGAGCCUGUCAAUCUAUACAUCGUCGUCUUCCGCGAGGGUGUGAUUAGUUUCCACUUCUCCAUGACGCCCCACCCUGCCAACGUACGUCGCCGCAUCCGGCAGCUGUCCGACUACUUGGUGCUCUCGCCCGACUGGAUCUCGUACGCCAUGAUCGACGACAUCACCGACGCAUACGCGCCCAUGAUCCAAAGCAUCGAGGAAGAAGUCGACGACAUCGAUGAAGCUAUCCUCCGCCUGCACAACGCCCACGACGACGACAGCUCCGACUCGGACGAAUACGACGAGAAGCAGAGCAAGGAGAAGAGCGGUCGUGAUAUGCUGCGUCGUGUGGGCGAGUGCAGAAAGAAGGUUAUGAGUCUGUACCGCCUGCUCGGCAACAAGGCCGACGUCAUCAAGGGCUUCGCAAAGCGCUGCAACGAGCACUGGGACAUUGCGCCCCGCAACGAGAUAGGCAUGUACUUGGGCGAUAUCCAGGACCACAUCGUUACCAUGACGGGAAACCUGUCUCAUUACGAGAACCUCCUGUCGCGUGCUCACAGCAAUUACCUCGCUCAGAUCAACAUUCGCAUGAACGAGCGUCAAGAGCAGACCUCGGAUAUCCUCGGCAAGCUCACCGUCCUCGGCACCAUCGUUCUGCCCAUGAACGUCGUCACGGGUAUCUGGGGUAUGAACUGCAUUGUUCCUGGCCAGGAUGUGGAGAAUCUGAACUGGUUCUUUGGCAUCACGGGGGGUCUUGUCGGCUUUGGACUGCUGUGCUACAUGAUCGCGAAGAGAGUUUACGGCAUUGUGUGAUUCAUCGCAUGUGACUUGGUGUCGCUGGGAGGGUUUGUGAUCGGAGUUGGUGGCUUGCGAAUUGUAUCGUUGCUUGGGUAGAAAGGGGGGUGUAGUAUGCAUGUGGCGACGAGCCUGGCGUUGUUAGGUACAUAUAUACCUUGGUCGUUACCUGUUGCUACGGAAUGGAUUGCGUUGCUACGAUAUGUCGACCUGGACAAGUCCGUGUAAUAAUAUUAUUGUCCAACGUGACGCUGAAUACGACUAGCGA